AUGGCCAGUGUGGCGCCUGGGUUGGCCGAGCAAACCACAGUGACGGUCUUCGCAUCCUCGACGAACAAGAACAAUCCGUCGGUAUCUGCAGCAUCCUCGGUUGACUCAAAGGCCUCGGCCUCGACAACAGCGCCAAGUGUGAUUAUGGUGACCGUGGCCAUCGAAGCUCUCACGACGGCUUUUGUUCCGCCACCGACAUGUACCGAGAAUCGACUCACUAUGCUCGCCUCCCCGGGAUAUGAGAUAUGGAAUAACGAACCAGCGCCCAUAUCCGGUAGCAAAGUGACGGACUGCUACCCUUCUCAGUUUAUCAAGCGAUAUACCAGCUCGUUCAACCAGUCCAGCUCCAUGGCGCCAUUAAUGAGCCCGUUGGUAUGUCCCGAGGGCUGGGUUACAGCCAGGCAAUGGGACAACGCCUACAUUGUCUGCUGUGCAAGUGGUUACCAGCUGGCUCCCCCCUCUACGACAGUUGACGCGGAUCGGCCAGGCUAUGGAGGAACUUGCUACAGCAACUUUCUGGUGGGGCAGACGGCGACUGUUACUGGUUACAAUUCAUCGAUGCUUACGGCGACAUUCCCAUGGGUUGCUUCGUCCUCGGCUGACCAAGCUUAUGCCCACCCGAUUGAUGGUUUUGCCAUGGAUUUACUAGCCUCCUUGACAUCUUCCUCGGAAUCAGCAACUUCGACAUCGGCCUCGGCAUCGUCGUCGUCGACGUUAGCAAUAGCCACGGCUACAAACGAUAGCAGCGAAGAUUCAUCGACAGCAUCAUCAAGCUCGAUUUCCGGCGGCGCGAUUGCCGGUAUUGUCAUCGGCUGCCUCGCAGGCUUGGCUCUCAUUAUUCUAGCCGUCUUCCUCCUCAUCCGCCGUCGCCGUGGGGGACAAUAUCCACCUGAUACACAGAUUGGAGAGCUCGGGGGUGAGCCCGUCAUGGUCUAUGAACACAAGCCGAUGCCACCCGCCAAGGACUCGCCCAAGAGCCCUUCUGGCUUUGCCUAUGCGCAACCCAAGUCGAACCCAUCAGCCUCGCCCGUACAGUCGCACUCGAACGUGGAGCUCGACGACGCGAGCACGAUAAACCCCACCGUCGCGAGCUCCGUCGUGAGCCCCGUCAGCCGGAACCAGUCGAAGCGGAGAGACAUGAAUGAUAUAGAGCUCGAAGCGGCGAGGGCGAGACCAUAUGCCGAGCUUGAUGCGGGGUGGAAGGGCCAUGAGAUGAGCUGA
Clonostachys solani is the source of this 1221-nucleotide messenger RNA. Lineage: Eukaryota; Fungi; Ascomycota; Sordariomycetes; Hypocreales; Bionectriaceae. The record is from the annotation of a GenBank genome assembly.